UGACUUACCCGACGCACGCUCUGGCUCCACUAAGUGAAUUUGUUAGUGCUUUCUGCCACAGUAGGGCAGGCACACAGAAACUGUCAGCAUGCUGCUCUCUCUCGCUCUCUCUCAUUGGCUGCUCCAGAGUGGUUGGGAACACCGGCCGCAUCCCCUGUCCCCCAGAGAGCCCAAUGUGCUGAGGUCACAGUUCUGAAUCGCCUCCAAAUGACUUCACUCGGAGAAAGCACCUGCUUUGGGCGAGCCCGCAUUAAAUCACUCAGUGGACGUAGGGAGCCGGAGCAGACCAUUUCUUUCAUACGGACACUUCCCUCCUCCAAGAACACAAAUGGGAACUUUGCCGCAGCACUACACUCUUGAAGGACGGAGAAAGAGGGCUGGGCAGCCAGGAAAAGAGCAAAGCCACCAAACAAGGAUUGCUUUUCAGCUUCCCAAAUAUCCCCUUUCCCCCUUCACCCCUAUCCCUUCUCCUUCUGCACCACGGCUUUUCCCUAGAAACUACCUGGCGUCCCAAACGUCCCUCCCUAAUCACCCCUCACCCCCUAAAUCUCUGAUGGAUCAGAGGACUCAGGGGGGGCCUGCUACUCCACCCCCCCUCCUCACCACUGCUCCCCCAGGAGAGCGAGAGAAGGAAGGAGGAGGUGGGAAGAAAGAUGAGGAGGAGGAGAAGAAGGAGGAGAGAGAGGGGUCGCAGAGGGACUCCUCUUCUGCUGCAGGUGGAGGAGGGGGCUCCGGUGAGCAGCAGCCACCCCAGUUCUCUGUCAAAGAGACUAGCCUCCAUGAGGGCAAUGUCAAACUCAAGAUUGGCCUGCAGGCAAAACGCAUGAAGAAGCCACCCAAGAUUCUGGAGAACUACGUGUGUCGGCCAGCCUUCAGGGCUACCGUGAGACCAAGCGGGCGCGGAGGUGGCCGGGGGAGCCGCGGAGGAGUAGGGACAGGCGACGGGGGCAACCAGACCCAGAGUCCUCCACACGGCAGGGAGAGAGAGCAGAGUCCUGGCAUGAACCGACCCAUCCCAUUGUCUUCAUCUCCCUCUGCUGCUGCCCCUACUCCUCCUCCAACUGUUCCUGCUCCUUCCACCACUUCACCCAGUCCAGUGAAUGGGAGUACUCCAGCUAAACGGGGUCUUCCAAAACUGGCCUGCAAGUCGGACAAAUCUGAGGCGAAGUCAGACGGGAAAUCCGCCGCCUCUACGGAGAGACCGCUGAAUCUUCAUCGUCCUUUGGCAGACGGCAAAACGCAUCAUGCCUCUGGGAAGAAGACGCCCACGCCCCAAACCAAGUCUCCUACCUCCUCGCCCUCCCCUCCUGCGCCCCCAUCACCGGAACCCAGCGUGGAAGCCGCUACUAAACCUCCUGGGUACACUUACAGCAGUGAGGGUCUGAGGGAGAAGGACCGGGGUGUUCCUAGUUGGGGCGCUCCUACUGUCACUGAGAAACUAGCGCAACUCAUCGCCACCUGCCCUCCCUCAAAGUCCACCAAGGUGAAACCCCCCAAAACUACUUCCUCUCCCACCACCCACACCACUUCUAAUUUUAUGGCCCCCACCCCAAAGCAGCGAGACCGCGCUAUGGCCAACAGGGCGACCUAUUCUAGAGCGGUCCACCUAGCUCCACCCCCUCCCGUCUCGCGCCCUCCUGGCCGCCCCUAUGGCUCCCGGAACAAUAAAGACAAUGUUUUGGAGAAGUCAUCCACCCCGCCUGGGAAAGAGGAGACAGAUGGGGCCAGCAAGUCUGGCAGCAGCAACAACAGCAACAGCAGUCGCAGCAGCAGCCCCACAUUAACUUACGGUGGCGGCAAUAACCGCCUGGCAACAAUUUCAAAGGACAGUAACGACAGCAACAGUAAUGGCGCGAAGCCACUACAGUCACGUCUUACUCACUGCCCACCGCCUCACUCUGUCUCCUCCUCUUCCCCCUCACCACCUCGUUUGUCAUCCUGCUCCUCUUCAGAGAAGAGGACGGGGAGCGGGCCAAGUCGCCAGGGCUCCCCUGCCUCUCAAGGACACCACUCCCGAGACCGAGACAGUCCCUUCCAGGCAGAGGAGAGGGAGAGCAGUGAGAGGGAGCAGGAGCGUGACCGGGACGGCCCCAGAGACUUAACCAAAUGCUCCCUUCCUUCAGCAUUAGGCAAGCAGGAGGCCAAGGACAAGGGGGCUAAUCAGUCACUCAGAGGGGAGAGAGGCAAGAGCUUGAGCCCCAGUAAACGCAGUCCCAACACCAUUAAAUGCAAUCCCACCCCCAAUAAACGCAGUCCCAACAGGGAAAGAGACGGUCACACCAGCGGUACCUCCAGUCCCCCGGGGUCUGUGAGACGGACUGCCUCGCCACCAGAGCCCGCCGGCAACCAUUCACCCCCUCCUCUCAGAGACGAGUCCCCUGGAUACGAGUCACCGGGCUCGCCCCCAGAGCAGGAGAACAAACCCCUGAAGAAGCGGCGAGGCAGAAAGCCCCGCUGGACCAGAGUAGUGAACCGGACACAGAGGGCGGGCCAGUACAGCCCCGUUGACCAGUGCGAAACCAUCAUGCCUUUAUUCUCCUCAGGCCUUGAUACUCCCCCGCCCCUACGCAGGCCUGUAGGACGGCCUCCUAACCCCAAUAAGGUCAAGCCUCCCGCUGUGUCUCAACUCUUUCCUCAGCCAGCCAGGAAAAGGGGACGGCCCAAGUCUAAAAUGCCAAGGCUGGAUGCCCCCACUCGGGGACGUCCCCCUCACAAGCUGGCCCCCUCUAAGGUAUUUUCUUUACACAGGUCGAAAGAGGAGCAGGACCCCCCUGUUCUCCAUCCAGAGGUAGAUCUGAAUCCUCCCAAACCUAUGCCCAGGAAGCGGGGGCGACCCAAACGCCUGCCCCCGACCUUGCCGCAGGAGGGUCAGCCCCCCACUCUGGCACCGGAAGCGGGGGACGGCAAACAGUUCCGGACCAAGGGCAACGGGCAGCUCAUCAUGAAGACUAUCAUAGGCAAGAUCAACAAGAUGAAGAGUGUCAAACGCAAACGGUUCCUCAGCCAGAUCCUAUUAGGACCAGGGUCCGGACCAGAGCAGGAGCCCCCCAGAGGAACUGCCAGUGGGGUGGUGGGCCAGGUAGCAGCUGCAACCCAGUCUCUAUCCUCCUUGGCUGCUUCUUUCGGAGGCAAACUGGGACCCCAGAUCAACGUAAGCAAAAAGGGGACGAUAUACAUGGGGAAAAGGAGAGGGCGCAAACCUAAAGCGCCAACAAAUCUCUCGUUGGCAGCUCCAACACCACCCACCGAGGGGCCUUUCCUGUCCCCAAACACCACGUCGCCACUCCACCACCAUCAGUCUCAGCCGCAGCACCAGCUCCCGUCUGCCGAGGUGUUCCCCUCCCCCUCGCUCUCCCAGUCCAGCGGAGGCCAGAGCCCCAUCAGUGACUCCUGCUUUGUGGCGCCAGGGGCAGUGCACUUCCUGACGCACCCGCACUUCCACAGCCACGGCCACCACUCGUUCCCCUUCCCUCCCCCGACGUUCUCAGCCCCCUCCCCUCGCACUCUGGGCCCUCUCGGCUCCUCGGCUGCCGUGGCCUCCCAGAAGAAGUCGUGCCGUGGCUACCAUCACCACCACCAUCAUUACAGGCAGCACUACCACUACCGUAAGCUAUCCCCUCCUAGGCCCCUCCACCCCACCUCCCCUGCACCUCUGAGUGAGCUGAAGGAAGCCACCCCCUCUCCUGUCAGUGAGUCUCACAGUGAGGAGACUGUACCCAGCGACAGCGGCAUAGGAACAGACAACAACAGCACUUCUGACCGGGGUGAGAAGGCUGGUGGGGCAAGUGGCCUAGGUAGCGUGGGGAUACCACCUGGUAUGGCCAGUGGACUGCUAAUGCCAGGGGUGAUGGGCUCAGCCGUGGGGGUAGGGGUUGGGCUAAACCCUCGCGGUGGACUAAGACACUCGUCCUCAGUGUUGCUGGAGCACCCCUCGCCCUCUCCGUCACCACUGGGGGCGAGGUCCUCACCAGACCCCCGCAGGCCCCACCUGGCGACCCCUCCCUCUGCACUAGUGGGCCACAAAGAGAAACACAAGCACAAAUGCAAGCGCCGGAGCCACGGCUGCCCGGGUUACGACAAGCUAAAGAGGCAGAAGCGCAAACGCAAGAAGAAGUACCUGCAGCUGCGCUCCCGGCGCCAGGACCCCGACUUCCUGGCCGAGCUGGAUGAGAUUGUGGUGAGGCUGAGUGAGAUCAGGAUAGCGCACCGCACCCCGGCGCUCAGGCUGGGCAGUGGGCUGGGGAUGCCCCCGGGAGCUGCAGGGGCGGGCAGAGUACCAGGGGCGGUAGGCAGGGCCACUGGGGCCAUAGGAGGCGCUGGCGGCCCCCCUCCGCAUCACUACCUGCACAGAGACUUGCUUCCAACAAUCUUCAGGAUAAACUUCAGCGGCUACUACUCCCCCCACCCCUCGUACCCCUGUGACUCUCUGCACUAUGUCCGCAAGCCAGACCUGAAGAAGAAACGCGGGCGCCCUCCCAAGCUGCGGGAGUCCAUGUCAGACGUACCAUUCGUUCAUGGGCUGGGGUUCCCGCUAUCUAGCGGUGGGUUCUACCACCCAUCCUACAGUGUUCCCUACUCCUCUGGUCCCCUUGGUCUGGGCUACUACAGAGGAUACCCCCCAGCCAGRGCCCUGUACCCCCAUCACCAGAACRCCCWRUCUGCRCCYUCCCACCACUCCCAUCARUCCCCCUCCUUCCKCCCYCCACCUCCCCCMUCCUACGUGCACCACCACCACCCGUCACACCUCCUGCUCAACCCCUCCAAAUUUCACAAGAAGAAACACAAGCUGCUGAGACAGGAGUUCCUGGGUGGGGGCCGGUCUCCCGUGCUCUACCCGGCAAUGUCCUCAGAGCUGUCGUUCGGCUGGCAUCACAAACACAAACACAGACACAAACACCAAGAGCGCUGCGCAGAGGACGACGGGGAAGAGGGAGGAGGAGAGAGCCGAGGCGGAGCCGAAAUUUCCGAGAGCCCGGGGUCAGGAAGGGGAGAACGCGGGGCCGGAAUGGCCGAAUCUCUGCAGCGCUGUCGCUUUGGAAGAGACUCCACCCCUACUACCACCAGUGCCAACAAACAAGCCACGGCCACCUCGGCCAACUCCCCUUCCUCGUCUUCCUCUUCCUCAGCCGAGAGGUACAAGCGCAAGGAGACAUCCCUGUCUUUCCUGGGGCCCUCUCGCCUGGCCCAGGGCAGUGCCAGGCCCAGGGGCCACCAACACGUCGAGUCCUGGUUCAGGAUGGGCAGCUCCGAGGCAGACUACGCUAAGCUCUCCCGAAACCCCGCAGCGGUCGGCCAGGGCCCGUUCACAGACGGCCAGGGAGAAGAUCCAGCGGGCUGCUCAGACAGCGAAGAGGAAGACGAGGAGCCCCUCACACCCACAGACGAGGCGGAUCCCAAGUCCCAGGACCCCCCGCACCACACCAACCUGUUUGCCACCGCCCUGACCCCUACCUUGCUGAGAGGAGGCCGAGUCAGGAAGGGAGGGGCGGCAGAGAGUUCUAACUUCACCCGGAUGGAGCGGAUGCUGAGAAAAGAGCACUCCACGUUAGCAGAGAGGAGAGAGAUGGGCGGUACAUCAAGUGUCCAGACCCGAGCCGACCACUCUACCCCUGAGGACCACCUCAGGCAGCACCACCACCACCCUCCUCUAUUCCACUCUUCCUCCUCCGCCUGCCUCUCUCACUGUGGCCACAACUCGCCGUCCCAGGGUUGCUGCCUGGACGAUGAUGCCUCCCCGCCACACCACUCCCACCGGGCCCAGCCCUCUAAACACAGCCUGCACCACGUCAACAAGAUCCUCCGUGCAAAGAAGCUCCAGAGACAGGCGAGGACAGGCAACAACAUGGUCAAGAAGAGAGGCCCUGGGCGCCCCAGGAAGCAUCCCUUGCCUUCCCCGCCCCCGUCGCCGCCCCCUCUGGCCGAAGUGACCCAGACCAGGCACCGGGAACGUGGAGGAGGAGCUUGGAAGGGGGACACUGUGACGGACGCGAUCGAGUCGGUGGUCCAGGGACAGUUCAGGAAAGGCCAGAAGAGGAAGCACUGGGAGAGAGACAGGGAGGAGGAGGAGGAAGAGGAGGAGGUGGAGGGACGAGCUCUGGACAGGGAGGAGAACCUGGGUGGCCUGGGGGUGAGGGCCAGUGCUGAGGGAGGAAGUGGUUGGCUCACCCAAGAGGAGCUGCACCGCUUUCGCAGUGCUCUGGAGGGGAAACCAGAUGGCCCCUCCUCCCCGGAAUGUCCGGGCACCGUCUCCAUGGAACAAGCUCCACCCAUGCCUAUAACCAGCCAACGGGAAAAGAGAGCAGCCAGGCCUCCAAAGAAGAAGUUCCAAAAGGCGGGUCUCUACUCUGAUGUGUACAAGUCGGCAGAUCCUCGUAGUCAGCUCCUGCAGAUGAAGAAAGAGAAACUGGAGUACACACCUGGGGAACACGAGUAUGGGCUUUUUCCUGCCCCUAUCCAUGUCGGAAAGUACCUAAGACAGAAGCGCAUUGAUUUCCAGUUGCCUUACGACAUCUUGUGGCUGUGGAAACAUGACCAGCUCUACGAGAAGCCCGAUGUCCCCCUUUAUAAAAAGAUCAGAUCAAACGUCUAUGUGGAUGUGAAGCCUGUCUCGGGUUAUGAAGCCACCACCUGUAACUGCAGGCCUUCCGGGGAAGCCAUCGACAGAGGCUGCCUUGACGAAUGCCUCAACAGGAUGAGCUUUGCCGAGUGCUCCCCCGGCACUUGUCCAUGCGGGGAGCAGUGUGACAACCAGCACAUCCAGAGGCAUGAGUGGGUGCAGUGCCUGGAGCGCUUCCGUGCCGAGGGCAAGGGCUGGGGUAUCCGCACCAAGGAGCCCCUCCGCUCAGGCCAGUUCAUCAUCGAGUACCUGGGAGAGGUCGUCAGCGAGCACGAGUUCAGAAGUCGCAUGAUGGAGCAGUACUUCGCCCACAGCGGCCAAUACUGUCUGAACCUGGACAGCGGCAUGGUGAUCGACAGCUACCGGAUGGGCAACGAGGCUCGCUUCAUCAACCACAGCUGUGAACCCAACUGUGAGAUGCAGAAGUGGUCGGUGAAUGGGGUGUACAGGAUCGGCCUCUUUGCCCUCAAGGACAUGAGCAGCGGCACGGAGCUCACCUACGACUACAACUUCCACUCCUUCAACACCGAAGAGCAGCAAGUGUGUAAAUGUGGCUCAGAGGGCUGCCGGGUCAUCGGAGGGAAAAGCCAGCGAAUCAACGGGAUGCCUGGAAACAGCGGGGCACGGCGGCUGGGUCGACUCAAGGAGAAACGCAAGUCCAAGCACCAGCUGAAAAAACGAGAGGAGGAUUCAAGUGACAGCAGCAAGUUUUAUCCCCACCUUCUUAUGAAACCCAUGUCCAACAGAGAGAGGAACUUCGUGCUCAAGCACUGUGUGUUCCUACUGAGGAACUGGGAGAAGAUGAGGAGAAGCAGAGACUGUAAAGAGGGAAGCGAGAGGGAGGCCAGUGGCGGCCUGUCCAUCUACACACGCUGGGGAGGAGUCAUCCGCGACGACGGGAACAUCAAGUCAGACGUGUUCCUGACACAGUUCUCGGCGCUGCAGACGUCGCGGUCGGUGCGCACGCGGAGGCUGGCGGCAGCCGAGGAGAACACGGAGGUCACCCGCACCGCCCGCCUGGCGCACAUCUUCAAGGAGAUCUGUGACAUGAUCACCAGCUACAAGGACUCAGCUGGUCAGACCCUUGCUGCUCCACUGGUAAACCUACCCUCAAGAAAGCGGAACACGCAGUACUAUGAGAAGGUGUCAGACCCGCUGGACCUGAGUACCAUUGAGAAGCAAAUCACCACAGGGCACUACAAGACCGUGGAGGCAUUUGACACUGACAUGCUCAAAGUGUUCCGCAACGCAGAGAAAUACUACGGGCGGAAGUCGUCAGUAGGGAGGGACGUGUGCCGGCUGAGGAAGGCCUACUACGGCGCGCGCCAUGAAGCCGCUGUCCAGAUUGACGAAAUCGUCGGAGAAACAGCCAGCGAAGCGGACAGUUCGGAUUCGCUGGAGCGAGACCAUGCCCAUCAUCACCACCACCACGGAGGGGGCUGGCCGGGCUCACACGACAAGGACGAUGACAUCAUCCGCUGCAUCUGCGGCAUGUACAAGGACGAGGGCCUGAUGAUCCAGUGUGAGAAGUGCAUGGUGUGGCAGCACUUUGACUGCAUGCGGCUGGAGGCGGAGGUGGAACACUACCUGUGUGAGCAGUGCGACCCCCGACCUGUGGACAGGGAGGUGCCAAUGCUGCCCCAGCCCAGCUACGCCCAGUCUGGCUCAAUAUACUACAUCUGUCUGCUGCGAGACGAACUGCUGCUGCACCAAGGUGACUGUGUGUACCUGAUGAGGGACAGCAGACGCACCCCAGAGGGACAGCCAGUCAGGCAGUCCUACCGUCUCCUGUCCCAUGUCAACAGAGACAAGCUAGACAUCUUCCGCAUCGAGAAACUCUGGAAGAGUGAAAAGGGUGAGAGGUUUGCCUUUGGCCAUCAUUACUUCAGGCCCCACGAGACGCACCACUCGCCCUCGCGCCGCUUCUACCACAACGAGCUGUUCCGUGUGCCACUCUACGAGAUCAUCCCUCUGGAGGCCGUGGUCGGGACCUGCUGCGUCCUCGAUCUCUACACCUACUGCAAAGGGCGGCCGAAAGGAGUGAAGGAGCAGGACGUGUACAUCUGCGACUACCGCCUGGACAAGUCGGCGCACCUCUUCUACAAGAUCCACCGCAACCGCUUCCCCGUGUGCACUAAGCCCUACGCCUUCAACCACUUUCCAAAGAGGCUGGCCCCCAAGAGAGACUUCUCAGUAAGAGGGUCGAAGAGGGGUGGGGGUUGUUUGUAUUGAAGUUUCCGUAUGUAGUUUUAGUGAGGCUAGUUUGAUGAGGUAGUAUUGAUAUAAGGUUCCAUUAUGGGCUUGAAUUGAGUGCAACUAGAGAAGUGUAUCAAAGUUGUUUUUAUCAAAGAGGUUGAUCGUGCACCAGUGGCGACUGAUAUGUGCCUACCAUUCUUUUCAAACCGCUAGUUAUCCUGUU
Salvelinus sp. IW2-2015 is the source of this 9035-nucleotide messenger RNA. RefSeq names its product histone-lysine N-methyltransferase ASH1L-like. Gene Ontology annotation, cellular component: nucleoplasm; nucleus. The record is from RefSeq and is a predicted model, not a curated record. Gene Ontology annotation, molecular function: chromatin binding; histone H3K4 methyltransferase activity; DNA binding. Lineage: Eukaryota; Metazoa; Chordata; Actinopteri; Salmoniformes; Salmonidae. Gene Ontology annotation, biological process: regulation of DNA-templated transcription.